Messenger RNA from Trachemys scripta elegans, 4926 nucleotides. RefSeq names its product ADAM metallopeptidase with thrombospondin type 1 motif 15 (gene ADAMTS15). The record is from RefSeq and is a predicted model, not a curated record. The transcript has 8 exons. The coding region runs from base 303 to 3170 and encodes 955 amino acids. NCBI's taxonomy places the organism in Eukaryota, Metazoa, Chordata, Testudines, Emydidae. Gene Ontology annotation, biological process: proteolysis; extracellular matrix organization. Gene Ontology annotation, molecular function: zinc ion binding; metalloendopeptidase activity.
AUCCUCGCUCUUUUGCCCAUGACAGAAAUGUAUAUAAACCCCCAGAAAAGCAGAUGCACUUGAAAAGACAGGUACGGGGGGCAGGGGCUGGGUAGCCCCUCCAUGGGCGCUGGAGUUGGCGAGGCUGGUGCUGACAAGAGCGCGCUCCUGGGGUCCCUGGCAGCUGGAUUACCGGUGCGAGCGGGCUUAGGUGCAGGCUUUGAUUGUUUCUUUCCCCCUCGCAUGCCUGGAUCAAGCGGCUGCGGCUGCUGAUCUGAAACUGCCCCCUCGCCUCGCCAUCCCCUUGGGCAGCGCCUGGGAUCAUGCUGCUGCUGCUGGGCAUCUCUGGGCUGUGCCUAGCGGUCCUGCCCUCGCUCUGCUCCCCCCUGGAGAGCGAGAUCGUGACCCCGCUCCGCUUAGACCCGGACAUCAAUGGCCGGCAAUAUUUCAAAAGGGGCCCGGAGGAGCCCAGCCCCCAGGGGGUGAUUUUCCAGAUCACCGCUUUCCAGGAGGAUUUCUACUUGAACCUGACUCCAGACGCGCAGUUCAUUGCGCCCGCCUUCUCCAUCCACUACCUGGGCGCAUCCCCCAGCGCGGCCAGGGAGCGCCCCGACCUCAGGCGCUGCUUCUACUCCGGAGAUGUCAACUCCGACCGGGAAUCCUUCGCAGCCCUGAGCCUCUGCGGGGGGCUCCGGGGGGCUUUCGGGUACCGAGGGGCUGAAUAUCUCAUCAGCCCGCUCCGGAAUGACACCGGGAACGGGGCGCUGCGGAACAGCCAGGGGGAGCACCUCUUGCAGCGCAGGAGCGCGCCUAUCCAAGCCGGAGACCCCACCUCCAGGUGCGGCGUGGGCUCCAGCUUGAACCCGGCCAUCCUGCAAGCUCUGGAGAAAUACAAAGGCUCCCAGCAGCAGCGGAAGAAGCAGCUGAACGAGACCAGGCUGCCCAGGAAGAGCGGCCGCUCCAAGCGCUUCGUCUCCAUCCCCAGGUACGUGGAGACGCUGGUGGUGGCGGACGAGUCCAUGGUGAAGUUCCACGGGGCUGACUUGAAGCACUAUCUGCUCACCCUCAUGGCCACGGCGGCCAGGCUCUACAAGCACCCCAGCAUCCUCAACCCCAUCAACAUCGCGGUGGUCAAGUUCCUGGUCAUCGGCCAGGAUGACAAGGGGCCCAAGGUCACCGGGAACGCGGCGCUCACCUUGCGGAACUUCUGCGCCUGGCAGAAGAAGUGGAACAAAGUGAGCGACAAGCACCCCGAGUACUGGGACACCGCCAUCCUCUUCACCAAGCAGGAUCUGUGUGGUGCCACCACCUGCGACACCCUGGGGAUGGCCGACGUUGGCACCAUGUGUGACCCCAAGCGCAGCUGCUCGGUCAUCGAGGACGACGGGCUGCCAUCCGCCUUCACCACGGCUCACGAGCUGGGGCACGUGUUCAACAUGCCCCACGACAACGUGAAGGUCUGUGAGGAAGUCUUCGGCAGGCUGAAGACCAACCACAUGAUGUCACCCACCCUCAUACAGAUCGAUCGCGCCAACCCCUGGUCGGCCUGUAGCGCCGCCAUAAUCACCGACUUCCUGGACAGCGGGCACGGGGACUGCCUGCUGGAUCAGCCCAUCAAGCCCAUCUCGCUGCCGGAGGACCUCCCUGGGGCCAGCUACAACCUCAACCAGCAGUGCGAGCUGGCCUUCGGCCUCGGCUCCAAACCCUGCCCCUACAUGCAAUACUGCACCAAGCUCUGGUGCACGGGGAAAGCCCGGGGUCAGAUUGUUUGCCAGACGCGCCACUUCCCCUGGGCUGACGGCACCAGCUGCGGGGAGGGGAGGUUCUGCCUGAAGGGCACGUGUGUCGAGAGGCAUAACAUCAGUAAGUACAGGGUGGAGGGCAGCUGGGGGAAGUGGACCCCAUACGGGCAGUGCUCUCGGACCUGCGGUGGGGGAGUCCAGCUAGCCAAGCGCGAAUGCAACAGCCCAGCGCCUGCCAAUGGAGGGAAGUACUGCGAAGGUGUCCGAGUCAAAUACCGCUCCUGUAACCUCGACCUUUGUUCUGAGUCAGGGCUAGGAAAGAGUUUCCGAGAGGAGCAGUGCGAGGCUUUCAACGGCUACAAUCACAGCACCAACCGGCUCACCGCCACCGUCUCUUGGGUCCCGAAGUACUCGGGAGUCUCGCCUCGGGACAAAUGCAAGCUCAUCUGCAGAGCUAAUGGCACCGGUUACUUCUACGUGUUGGCUCCUAAGGUUGUGGAUGGCACUCCCUGCGCGCCCGAAUCCACCUCGGUCUGCGUCCAGGGCAAAUGCAUCAAAGCGGGAUGCGACGGCAAGCUGGGCUCCAAGAAGAAGUUUGACAAGUGCAGCGUGUGUGGAGGAGACAACAAGAGCUGCAAGAAGGUCUCGGGCUUGUUCACCAAACCCAUGCACGGCUACAACUUUGUGGUGACCAUCCCAGCAGGAGCCUCCAGCAUUGACAUCAGGCAGCGGGGCUACAAGGGCCUCAUCAGCGACGAUAACUACCUAGCUCUGAAGAACGGCCAAGGCAAGUAUCUGCUGAACGGGCACUUCAUUGUCUCGGCUGUGGAGAGGGACCUGAUGGUGAAGGGCAGCGUGCUGCGGUACAGUGGGACGGGCACGGCGGUGGAAAGCCUCCAGGCCUUCAAGCCCAUCCAGGAGCCGCUGACCGUGGAGGUGCUGUCAGUGGGGAAGAUGACUCCACCACGUGUGCGCUACUCCUUCUACCUGCCCAAGGAGAGCAAAGACGACAAGUCCUCUUACCGGAAAGAUGGGAAAAGCCCGCCUGUGCUCAACAACCACGUCCUGAGCCUGUCCAACCGCUUGGAUCCGGGCAGGCCGAAUUACAAACGUGUGUCCUACAAGUGGGCGGCCAGUGGUUGGGAGGCCUGUUCCGUCUCCUGCGGCAACGGGCUGCAGAAGCGCUCCGUACACUGUCGCGACUCCUAUGGCCAACUGGCCUCCGUGUGCGAUGCUGCCCAGCGGCCCAUCGAUGUCAGGAUAUGCGGCGACCCCUGCCCCAUGUGGGAGGUGAGCCCCUGGUCCCCCUGCUCCAAAACCUGCGGCCGGGGCUUCAAGAGGCGCAUGUUGAAAUGCACGGCGCGGGCCGGCCAACUCUUGCCUCGGGAUCGCUGCAACCUCAGGAAGAAGCCUCAGGAGCUGGACUUCUGCACUCUGAGGCCAUGCUGACCCCGCGGGCACUGCUUCCAAAGAAGGCCUGGUGUCUCUCUGGCUGGAGAUAAAUGGCUGAAGGCUGAACAGCAGCUGGGGGGAGGGUGAGGGGGAGCUGUCUGAGGUGAGGGGUCUGUUACAUAGGGCAUAUCAGCGGACAAAGGACUUGUACGCAGGGCGAGAGCGUGCACAUGUGAGAGGGGCCCAGUGUGGUGUUAUAGAACAGGUUGCUCAGAGAUGGAGUAAAAUAAACAUCUACCUCGAAGCUGCCAAACGGUCCCGGCUCCCUCCCCAUCCAGAGGAUGCUAUGGGCGUGAGGGGGAAGGACAGGAACGAGGGCAGGAUUGGUCUCUGGGGACUGCUCUCCGGGAUCCACCAAAACACCAAGGACAACAAGAGUGUGUUUCUAUAUCGCCAUGGCCAGCCUCCCUCUAGGCUUCAAAGGGUCAUGCCCCAACCUCCGAAACACUAGUGCUAGAUGGGACCAAAAGGAAUUACCAUUGCAAGGACGACAAACUAUACUGCUUAACGACCGGUGCAAUAAAGUGCUGGGGUCUAUUAAGAACUGAUGCCUUCAGGGCUUGCUAGCAAUGACUCUGCAGCCGAUGUGUUGCUGCUCUCCACACUUGGGCAGCAGCGUUGUCAUGCAGGGCUGUAUGCGGGUCAUUGAUCGGUGGCUUUUGCUUUUCAUGUGUAUGGACCGAACAACGUAGAUUCUUAUGGUGCUUAAUAUCUGUAUUUUUAUUCUCCUUCCUCGUGGUUGACGCAAACCCUGCGUACCUGGGGUCAUUUUGUCAUUUUUCCAUUGGAUCCUCUCAGAAGACUAUGCCUCUUUAUGGUGCUUUGAGAAGGGUGUGUGAAGGGGCAGUGUGUCGCUAAUACAAGGUGGGUAUGUGUUUUAAAGAAACCUCUUUAGAUCAAAUACCAUUUACACGUAGGUCCCUUUUUGCUCUGUUAAUAAUGUAAAGGUGCCUUAAAAUGAGCACAACUUGCAUUCCCACGACCCUUUACACGGCUGAAGCUUAAAGGGAUCUCGGUGUACGUGAGAAUAUGGCUUUAAUUCUAGGAGGUAUUGCACAAUGGUGCCCCACCACAGUGCUUCCUGUUGGAAGAAUGAGAAACGCUGCCAAGAGUAUUGUAUGCGUGACUACCACGGGUGGCAAAUACCGAGUCUUUUUUUGAAACGGUGCUCCGUGUAUGUCACUAACUGUCACGUCGUACCCAGUACUCGCACUCUCCUAACAUCUUUGUUCAGGGUUAUUUCUCAAAAACACAUAGAGAUCUUCGGUGCUGAAGUAUAAAAGAAAUGGGGACUAACUCUCCUCCCAGAAGAUGAUGGCGUGGGCCUUUCUGGCCUUAAGAUCUAUGCUACGUACCCUGCUUAAGACCAUCUCUAAUUUUAUGGGUGUGUCUAUCCUGCAAUUGUGGAGCGUGAUUACAUCUUGUGCAGACACACCUGAGCUAGCUUUAAUCUAGCAAGCUCGGGUCCCGGAGCAGUGACGCUGCAGUAAUGAAUGCUUCAGCCCAGGCUAGCAUCAGCAGGGGUCCAAGAAGGCUUGGACAACCUGUGCUGAAGCACAAACCAGCACAGUUUCAUUUCUCCAGGACUCAGAUUAGCUAGACGGAGGGUAGUUUGGGUAGGUCAACUCAAGCUAUAAUCACACUCUGCGAUUGCAGGAUUCCACCAGAUCGGCGGGCUGCGAUCGAUCCAGCAGGGAUCGAUUUAUCGUGUCUAGUCUAGAUGCAAUAAAUCGACCCCUGAGCGCUCUCCCGU